AAAGAAAUGACGACUUAAAGAUCAUCAUAAUUUGAAUCAGCACUGGAGCACUUGAUAUGUUGUCUACAGCAUUACUCAUGACAGGCCUUGUGCAAUGCUAUGGUGAAAGAAAUGGAGACGAUACCUAAGGCACCGUGAACAGGACAACAAGAGGAAACUUGAGGAUUGUGAAGGCUGAAGAUGUCUUCUGGUGAAAUGGACGAGCCAGAUCUGGGCCUGGUCAACUUGGACUGGAGUUGCGAGGAAUGCCAAGUACUGAAGCAGCAAUUGGCCAAGUCCCAGGAAGACCACGCCUCCAACUAUACCACCCUCAAACAGAAAAUCAUCUCUACGGAUUUGCUGAUCAAGAAAUUCAAGACAAAGUGUGACAAAUAUGACAGCCAGACCAAAAAGCUGGAGGACACCACGAAAAAACUGGAGAAGUCACAAAGAGAUUGUCAGACAUUGGAACAGCAAAUGAAGGUUGCACUGGAACAGCUUGAACCGUUGAAAAAGGCUAAUGCUACACUUGCCAAAGAGAAGAGCAGACAGGGUCAGCAGGUGGCCAUUCUUAACGAUAAACUUCAGGCAGCAGAGCAAUUACAGAAGCAGUAUCAACAGUUUACUCUGGAAUCCGACAAACACAAGAAAGCGUGUGAACAGAAGACAGAGGAAAGUAAAAAGAAACUUCAUAAUCUGGAGAUCAGCUCUAAAAAGCAAGAAAGUACAAUCGCAAAACUGAAAGAGAGCCUAAAUCAAAAGAAGUUGAAGUUGGACGAGGCAAAGAAGAGUAACAAGAAACUGGAGUCCGAGCUUGCUAGACUUACAAAAAAAGCGGACAGAUUUUACCACAUAUUGCUGAGGCACGGGCUGCUUCCAAUUGAAGAGCAUCUUGUAAGUAACCAGGGUGGAAUCGCAGAAGUUUGGCAUCCAACUGAAAAAGAUUUUGAGGAGGAGAACUCUUCAGUGGCAGAGGAAGGAACGUCACACAGCUUUGUCCCGGAAGUCCUUAGUGAAGAAGAGGAAGAAGAAGAAUCGGUUGCCAUGAUAUGUGAAGAUCAGCCAGAGAAGAUGAAUAUGGCAGACAUUUUCUCAGAUAUUUUACGAUUUGAGUUGCUGGCCCCUAUAUCCCCAUUGGCCCCUUCGCCCUUGGACAGUGAUCAGGAUAGCGUUUCCUCUCCAGCCUCGGGGAUCAUUGAAGAAGACGAAUUAGACAAGCUUGCCGGUCUGUUGGAAAGCGAAAUUCUACCACCCAACAAUGAACAGGUGUCCACUGAUGAUAAUAGCUCUCAAAAUGACAGCGGUGAUGUUGACGAUGGAAAGGAACAUCUAGAAACCGUGGCUCAGGCUGAAAAUAAGGAUCGGAAACUUGAAGCUGAGGAUAUUGGGGUGUCAAAAACAAGUGUGGACAUGGAAGACAUUUCAUUGGUGUACAAGAAAGCGCCCAGUAGUCCUCCUAAGAAGAGCGACAGGAAAUGCUUUAUGGAUGAUCAGAUGCCGAAGCUGUCAAGGCGUCUGUCACCAAUAAGCGUGAGACUGCCGUCUCUCCUGGAAGACGAAGUCAUGGAAAACAGCUCAGAGUCAAGGGGAAUGCCAUUUCCUGCAGAUGUGGAGAGUCUGUCAGAUUCCGACCACGAGGAAGCCAAUUCCCAGGAGUGUGCAGGUAAAAUCACUCGGCAGGGAACUACAGAGUUUGUUGUGUCGAAAGACGUGGAAAUUGAUAGUGUUGGUGGUAGCAGCACAGAUCAAGAUGGCUUGUUGUUCGAAGCCAAUUCUCGCUCUUCGUUUUGCUCAGAAUCUCAGGAAAAUGACACAAAUUCGGGUGACCUCAUUCGUUUGGAAGACAAAGCUUGGUCUGAUGACAAAGUUGACACUUGUGACAAAACUGAUGGCAGUUAUACAACUUCACAGUGCCUCAAUGAUGAUAGCUUUAAGCGUAAGGAGCAGGAAUCCAUACCACAAAAUCUCAGCAGAAAUAAUCUUUCAAGUGAAACCUCAGGAAGUAACAAUUCAGUGGAGUCAGUGAAAGAAAGUAUUAUCAAAUCCAAAGAACUUAGGACUAUUCCUCCCCCAUUGUAUCAGGGUAACGUAAAAUGUGAUGCAAAGCUGGAACAGAAAAGUGAAGAGGACAUCACUGAGACUAGAAAACAGACAAAGAAUGGAGAUAAUUUGGAUUUAAGCUCUCCAAUAGCAAGGGUCUUGAAUGAAACAGUAGAGGAAUCAAAAAAAGACUUCAGUUUAAGUGACAUUCGUGAAAUGUCCCUCAUGUUUGGCCUCCUCUCGAGGAAAAAGCGGAAAAGGUGCUCCUCUGAGCCUUCUCGCUCUUGUGUCAGGCAUUUGCGAUCCCACUCCAGAUCAGAUGGUUCCUCUCCUGUGAAAAAGGCAUUCAACAGGCAGAAAAGUAGUGGGGAAGUUAGCGAGCCAGUGAAGGGUUUUGCCAUUAACCUUUCAUCAGCAUUGUCAAAUGAGUCAAAGGAAGAAGUAACCGAGCAGGAAAAGGAGACUUCCGGUAGAAAUAAAGCUUCUCCGAGGCAGCUCAGACGAUCCGCAAGACUUUCUAAGGGACAGCAUGUUUGUGAUCAAGAUGAAAAUAAUAAGAAGGAUGCAGCGUCGGUCUUUCCUCAAGAAGUUCAAGUGUUUCCAAAAGAAAGGACUGAAUAUGACAAAAAUGGUGUCAGUGGAAUGAAGGAGUUUAGUGAUACUACUGAAAAUGAACGCUCUGAAAUAUUGACAACAGAAACUCCAUUGUCGACCAGGAUUAUUGCUCCGAGGAGAAUUACCAGAUCUUCGGCAAAAGCAGAGACCAAAGAGUGGGAGAAACGCAUGGGCAGAGCAAAGACUGGAGUUGUGGAGACUAAUAAACAUGCCAGUCCCAAUAAUGUAACUGGGCAAAGACGUGUUACAAGGUCUCUAGUCCGUCAGACUUCUGAGGGAUGGCUGGAAAAUCCAGACAAUGAAACAAAGACCAAUGUUGUAGAUGUUUCUGAAAGUGUAGUUGAAAAAAGGGAGGAAAGAAUUGAUAGUGGUGUUGAGAAUGAAAGACAUGAGGAAUCUUUUGCUAAUGGUUCUGCUGCAAAUGUAUUAAGUGAAGAACCAAGUACAUCAUCUACUGAAGGGGACAUGUUGGAUAGAAAUUCAGUAGCACAACAAGAACUUUCUAUAAAAAAUAUUUCUAUAUCAGAACUUGAGAAAAACCUGCCUGGCAUGCAUACCAUCGAUAAGGCAACGGCAUCAGAGGCAAAUGAUGGACAUGGGGAGACUUUGUGUGAAGAGCCAAUGACGGCAAAGAGUGACUGUGUGGUAGAUGCUAAUGAUAACAUUCGUAGUGCUUCAAAACAGUCUUUCGAUGUGAAUCGUGGUCCAUUAAACCCAGAUUUACUGGUGAAAGACGAUGUAAGACUUUCAUUGAAGGUAACUAAGGUUGAUGCACCCAGUAAUUCAUCCUUGGGGGUUGUAGCUUCACCUGCCUUUGACUCUCACUGUGAUAAUAGUGGUACUGUACAUAACCAGGUUCCAGCGCGUCAGACUACAGACUCAGGUGGUGAGGAAAACGCAGAAACUUUGUGUACAGGAAACAGUACAAAUUCUGUGAUAUCGCAAGUAGUUGAAGAGCCCAAGAUUAAUUCUGAGGCUCUGGAAUGUUCGAAAUUCAUCAGUGAGCAGUCUGUUGGUACUAGACAUGAGAGUCAGUCUGGCAGCACUACUUGUACAGAUUCCAACACUUCUGCUGGCAGCUGUGUAGUGAAAGAAAGCACAGAAUACUCCAGUCCGCUACGACCAAGGACCUCAGCGCUACCACUCGGCUCAACUUUUGUGCCAAUCUACAUACCCACUUCUACCCCGGCAUCCUCUGUUCCAUCUGUGAUUCGCCAGUCUACCUCAAGCAUAACAGUUGUCUCCCCUGAGACAAGCAGGCCCGCCUUGACCGGCAGCACUGCUAGCUCCCUCUGUCGCUCAGAGACUCCAAGCUCUAACUCAAGUUGCUCUAUAUCAGCUUCAUCCCCAGUAUCGCCCUUACCGCCAUCUCCGUUUGAGUACUUGAACAUCAUCCCUAUAUCCCCUUUACCCCCAUCCCCUGUUCCUGCUGAACCCUUAUCCCCAUUGCCGUCAUCACCUUCCAGAGAAGUGGACGAGUUAGAAGACACUGUGGUGGAGGAGCCAACUUUAGAAGCCAUGGAUGUUGUCGCAGCUGAGGUUAGCCCUCAGGGAAACCAUGCAGCAAUUCUUCAGCCAACACCACUACCCCAAGCCAUAACACCACUCCCCAUAACUCCAUCUGAAGCAAGGCAUCCUGUGACACCAUUAUCAUGUACUCCUACAUCGAAUGCCAGUGAACAUGCUACAUGUGCAGCGAAUGUGACCCCGAGCAGUGCUGCAAUGGUAGCAGCUUCCAAACAAGACCCCAAACAAUCAACUUCUAGACAUCCAAGUGGAGAAGUUGGACCCUCCAGGAGGAACCUGGAGUUGUCUUUUUCAGACAGUUCAACAGAGCAUGUCCAUCCAGCUCCUGGACAGAAAGAUGUUCUUUAUUCUAAAAGCACACAAGUUGCAGGCCAUCAGAAUGUUCUUGAAGACCAAGGUGGGGUGUCAUUACUAAGAGCUAAGAAGCGUGUCAGCCAUUACAAACCUGCCGACUCCAGAUCUGAUAGUGCCAGUGCCUUGGGAACUACGCCUGCCCUGAUUGAACGCAAAAAGAGGAAAUCUUCAGGUGGGAAUGCCUCCCAGAGUGUGAACCAGUCACCAGCAGUUCCUCUGAAAGCAUCUGGUGACAUCCACAUUUCACAAGAAGGGAAUAAGCAAAAGAAGAAGUGGUCCAGUGGUAGGAGAAGUGAAGCAGGGGAGAUAACAGUUGCAUUACAUCCAGGGGGAGAUAAUGAUAGGAUGUCCAAUGAAGAUGUGAAAAACCAGGCUGUUUGCAUUGGAAGGAAGAAAAGGAAGUCAUCAGACGGAGAAAAUGUAGGCUUUGCACAGAAAGUUUUGGUACUGAGUAAUGCUAAUUCAUCAGGGAUGUCCAAACCCCAGGCACUACCUGCUGAUCUUGUCAAAUUGGUCAGUCAGGAGCUGGAGGGUUACCUCAGGCUGUCUGGGGCUGACCCCAGCCCUCUCUUACAGAGGAUUCUACGGGGCAAAUCCCCAGAAGUGGUGGUCAGGAUACUCAUACAGGAAAUCAACAAGACAGGAGCAGCAUUUUCAAUCAAUAAGAUGCUGGAAUUGCUACCUGCUGCGGACGUGACAAUCAGUCCAUCAGAUGGUCCAUACAUCACGCCUCAGGAAGAUCAGCUUGUCAGGCUGUUACAGGCUGUUAUAGUCUUUGUCAAAGAUAGAGAUCACCUGGACAUGUCUCAUGUGAUAAUGCAGUCAAUAUGGAAGGAAGUGUUUAGCUGUGACACUUGUGGACUCAAUGGCGACGUCACAGUCCGUCUGAAAACACAACUGUGCCGCCUAUAUACAGCCAUGUGUAGACUGGGGGGUAAGUCUUUUCAUUAAUUUGUUCAUU
This is a messenger RNA of Liolophura sinensis, 5476 nucleotides long. RefSeq names its product serine-rich adhesin for platelets-like. The record is from RefSeq and is a predicted model, not a curated record. The transcript is spliced from 19 exons. Bases 181 to 5466 code for a protein of 1761 amino acids. Lineage: Eukaryota; Metazoa; Mollusca; Polyplacophora; Chitonida; Chitonidae.